Molecule: messenger RNA, 2114 nt
Organism: Bufo gargarizans (Asiatic toad)
Lineage: Eukaryota; Metazoa; Chordata; Amphibia; Anura; Bufonidae
Gene: FOXN4
Product: forkhead box N4
Exons: 10
Coding region: 609-2114 (501 amino acids)
Biological process (GO): regulation of transcription by RNA polymerase II
Molecular function (GO): DNA-binding transcription factor activity, RNA polymerase II-specific; transcription cis-regulatory region binding
Source: RefSeq, a predicted model, not a curated record
CCAACUGAACUUUCAAAAUCGCAUCGCUUGUUGUGACAGCGGGCACGUACCAUCGCCAGCACUGCGAGGGGGGCUCUCGGUGAAGAGGUAGAGAACAUUAUGGAAAGGUGUAACGUCCCGGACAGAAGUGCUUAGAUGACAGCAGCUGCCGGUUGGCCCCGUGUGGUACCCUCGUGCGCUCACAUGACAAAGUGCCGCAUGAAAACACUGACACAAAACGCUCCCUGAACGUAAAGCUAAAAGAAAGAGCAUCUCCACGUACUUAUACCUCAUGUGCCGUAACAUGGCGAUUACAGUGGCAUAAACAGAGGAGAGGACGCUUGGCCCAGGGUAGUCACUAGUGGGCACAAAGGCGACCAUGUUGGGGGCAGGAGGUGAGGGCGUACAGAGCAGGGAGCAGAACGAGUGGCCUUGCCUGCCCUACUAGUGACCCAGGCCUGAAGUGCGCAUGCGCGGUGCUGGACAGCUCCUGAGAGGGAAAUUUAAAAACGGUUUGGGGAGCAGAGAGAAUUCACAUUACAAAGAAGAGAGCAGCGCCCAGGAGCCAGAGAGCUGCCACACUGCAGGUGCCCAGCCUCCUCACCGUGCCAGCUCCUCCACCACCAGAGAUGAUAGACAGCGACAUCUCCGGAAUUAUGUCUGGGAUCAUCAGGACAUCGGAAGAAAAUCACUCUCCCAGUCAGGAAUACAGGCUUCUGUCCUCUGACACCUCCCAAAUGCGAGAUGAUGAUCUUCCGUGCGACUUACAGUCUCUCUCAUGGCUGACCUCUGUGGAUGUGCCCAGGUUACAGCAAAUGACCAGUGGAAGGAUGGAAUACAGUAUGAACUCGCAGAACAUAGUGAUACCCCAGCAAGGUCAGCUCUCAAAUACCAUGGCGGGACAAUUGAUUCAUAUACCAGCAAGUAUGCAGCAGAGCAUCCUGGGUCUUAACACCAUGACCUCCAAUAUCAGCCAGUACACUAUGGGUGGGCAUCAGUCUCCUGGCCUCCAGUCACCACAGCCUAUGUACCAGUCCCAUUCCCAGCAGGUCUAUGCGCUAUCUCAGGGCUCUCAGCAGUGUUCUCCUGCUGGGAUAUAUAAUAAUUCCUACAGAGCACAACCUCCGUAUUCUCAAGCACGCCUGGCAGCUCACUCUACACAGGACCUACAUCCUAAGAAUUACCCUAAGCCUAUAUAUUCAUACAGCUGCCUUAUUGCAAUGGCCUUAAAAAACAGCAAGACAGGCAGUCUGCCCGUGAGUGAGAUCUACAGUUUCAUGAAGGAGCACUUCCCAUAUUUCAAGACAGCACCUGAUGGUUGGAAGAACUCAGUGAGACACAACCUCUCCCUGAACAAAUGUUUUGAAAAGGUGGAAAAUAAGUUGAGUGGAUCUUCUCGCAAAGGAUGUCUGUGGGCAUUGAAUCCCGCUAAGAUAGAGAAGAUGGAAGAGGAGAUGCAGAAGUGGAAAAGGAAAGACCUACCAGCCAUUCGAAGGAGCAUGGCUAACCCAGAUGAACUGGACAAACUUAUUAUGGACAGACCUGAAAACUGCAAAGCUCCAACCAAGUUGGCAACCUCAGAACCACCAGUAAUGACAAAUAUUGGAAGUAUCUCCAUUCAGCAAACUCAGCCACACCAUGUCAUGACACUGUCUUUACAGUCCUUACCUUUACAUCAUCACAUUCAGACUCAAGCAAGGAUUGCAUCAAGUUCUCCUGCACCAGCCCAAAGCCCUCCUCUCCAUGUGCUUCCGGACAUGACUCAAAGCCCACUGCACCAGCAUAUUAUAAGCAGAGGGGCUUCGGACUUUCUAAGCAUUACCUCAGACAUGAACACAGAGGUGGAUUCCAUUGACCCUAGCAUCAUGGAUUUUGCUCUUCAAGGUAACAUCUGGGAAGACAUGAAGGAUGACAGCUUCAGUCUGGAUACAUUGGCAGCAUUCAGCAACUCUCCCCUACAGCUGUCAGACUGUGAUUUGGGGACCAUAGGCCUGACACCAGUGUCUAGUAGCAGUGAUCAUUCCUUCACAGACUUCCAAGUAACCAGCUUAUAUACUACAUAUGCCAAUUUGGACAAUUCAGCACCCUCCCAGUGUGUGACGGGACAGGGCAAUAAACCCAUUGCUCUGUUGUAG